GUUGGAUCCAUUUACACGACACUCCUAUCUGGUUUGUCCCUUGUCAUUGCCAUUGUACAACCACGAUGUGGCCUCAUAAUCUCGAACCCAGGAGCGUUUUCUCCGUCUUCAGCCACCUUACUGACGGCGUUUCUGGCCAAGACUAUUGAAGUGACCUUCGUAAUGACGUUCCUGGUAUUCCUGGGUCAAAUCUUGUCCAGAUGCGCAGGCCGCCGAAAAGGCAUCAGCCGGGCUUGUGCUGCCAUGCGAUCUUGGAUACUGUAUGCUAUUUCCAACCUACGCAGCUGA
This is a messenger RNA of Macroventuria anomochaeta, 288 nucleotides long. RefSeq lists its product as uncharacterized. Lineage: Eukaryota; Fungi; Ascomycota; Dothideomycetes; Pleosporales; Didymellaceae. The record is from RefSeq and is a predicted model, not a curated record. The annotation marks the transcript as partial. The transcript has a single exon.